AUGCAAGGCAGAAAUUCUAAUAUUUUGACAUCUUCGGAUAAAAUUGAAAGCUUUCGCGCUAAAUUGGAACUAUGGAUCAGUCUCGCUACGAAUGGUAAUAAUAAAAUGUUCCCAAAUGUCAUGGCAGCUGAUGCAGAAAAAAAGGUGCAGGCUUUGAUUGUCAAACACUUAAAGCUUCUUGCAGAGAAAAUGAAUUUUUAUUUCCCUAAGCGUGAUCUGCAAUCUAUGGACUGGGUACGAAAUCCAUUCUCCGAGAACAUUCCUUUCGGCCACUUACCAAUGAAUGAGCAGGAAGAACUGAUGGAAACGAAAACGGAUCGCACAUUAAAAUUUAAAUUUUCUGAAACAGAUUUAGAACAAUUUUGGCUAUGUGUGAGAAAUGAAUAUCCUCUGUUUUCUAAGCAUGCUAUUGCAAUACUUUUGCCGUUUUCAAUGACCUAUUUGAGUUAA
This is a messenger RNA of Parnassius apollo (apollo), 450 nucleotides long. NCBI's taxonomy places the organism in Eukaryota, Metazoa, Arthropoda, Insecta, Lepidoptera, Papilionidae. The record is from the annotation of a GenBank genome assembly.